Messenger RNA from Fomitiporia mediterranea MF3/22, 684 nucleotides. RefSeq lists its product as uncharacterized. The transcript has 2 exons. NCBI's taxonomy places the organism in Eukaryota, Fungi, Basidiomycota, Agaricomycetes, Hymenochaetales, Hymenochaetaceae. The coding region runs from base 1 to 684 and encodes 227 amino acids. The record is from RefSeq and is a predicted model, not a curated record.
AUGCGUAUACGUGGGAAAUUUUACGCGCGUAAGCGUAUACGCUACGCGCGGAGCACUACGUCCUCCGAGACUAUCCCUACUGCAAACCUUGGCCAAGAACUCGAUAUCACGAUCAACCGUGGCACUACGCACCAGGAUGCACAGACAAGUCUCACUUCGAAGCACAGUGCACCAGAGCAAUUUGCACAGGGCUAUGACGCGAGUAAAGGUCAAUACGUUGACAUGAUCAGUAGGAGUCGUGAGGACAUCAGUGUACAGAGUGAAGGACGUACGCUCACACGCUUUGAUGAUGAAAUACCACCGAACCAGCCUGUACUCCCACACACCCAGCCUGUUUCCGCAUCUGAAUCAAAGCAUGUAGCCCCUAGACAGAAUGACCCAGCUCUUUUGGACGCAAUUUGGAGAUUCAAAGUAAUGUCUGAAAAAAAAGAUAUUGAUCAGUUAUUCUGGGGCCGUCUAACAGCUAUGCUGGUGUUCCUACGCUUGUAUGUUGAGAGUGAAGAUAUGGGUUGGAUUGAUGCAUCUGUCCUUGCUGCCUCGUUAGCUGAAGACCGGGGGUCCUGUAGUGGACUGGACGUGUUCCUAUCUGGCUUGGACAUGUUCUGUGGUGGAACUGGUGGAACUCACAGUGGAUUGGUUGGAAUGGCUGUUGGAUUGAGUAGAAAGCAGCAGAUUUGGCAGUAG